UCUGGGAGGGAAGCUCCAUUUCCUCCUUCCCGCCGCCGCGCCCCUCCGCCGGCACCCCAAAUUUCGACGCGCCGCCUCCCGCGGCGGGAGGAUGCUGGGCAUGUACGUGCCCGACAGGUUCUCUCUGAAGUCGUCCCGCGUGCAGGACGGGAUGGGGCUCUACACGGCCCGCAGGGUCGCAAAGGGCGAGAAGUUUGGACCGUUUGCUGGAGAGAAGCGGAUGCCGGAGGACCUGGACGAGAACAUGGACUACAGGCUGAUGUGGGAGGUGCGCGGGAGUAAGGGGGAGGUCCUGUACGUGCUGGAUGCCACCAACCCGCGGCACUCCAACUGGCUUCGCUUCGUGCACGAGGCCCCGUCGCAGGAGCAGAAGAACCUGGCUGCCAUUCAAGAAGGGGAGAAUAUUUUCUACCUGGCGGUGGAGGACAUAGACCCGGACACCGAGCUGCUGGUCGGCUACCUGGACAGCGACAUGGAGGCCGACGAGGACGAGCCGCCCGUCGCCACAGGGGCCCCGGACGGGGAAGACGGCCUGGGCUGUGACGAGGACCACGCCUGUCCGCAGUGCGAAUCCAGCUUCACCAGCGAGGAGGUCCUGGCCGAGCACCUCCUCAGCCUGCACCGCACGCCCGGCGAGGAGAAGGAGCCCAAGUGCCAGGGCUGCGGGAAGACGUUCCCGGUGAAGCAGGCCCUGCAGAGACAUUGCGAGAAGCACCAGGAGCCCUGCCGGAGCAGAGCCAGGUUCGUGUGCAAGGCUGGCAGCUGCGGGAAGCGGCUGAGGAGCAGGGACGCCCUGAGAAGACACCAGGAGACCGUCCACGCCGGAGAUCCGAAGAAAAAGCUCGUCUGCUCGGUGUGCAGUAAGAAGUGUUCUUCAGCCUCAAGCCUGCAGGAGCACAGGAAGAUUCACGAGAUAUUUGAGUGUCAAGAAUGCAUGAAGAAAUUCAUCUCAGCGAAUCAGCUGAAACGUCACAUGAUCACCCACUCAGAGAAACGGCCCUAUAAGUGUGAGAUUUGUAAUAAAUCCUUCAAGAGGCUGGACCAGGUGGGCGCCCACAAAGUCACCCACAGCGAAGACAAGCCUUACAAGUGCAAGCUCUGUGGGAAGGGCUUUGCCCACAGAAACGUUUACAAGAAUCACAAGAAGACUCACUCGGAAGAGAGGCCGUUCCAGUGCGAGGAGUGCAAGGCGCUGUUCCGCACGCCGUUCUCCUUGCACCGGCACCUGCUCAUCCACAACAGUGAGAGGACCUUCAAGUGCCAUCACUGUGACGCCACCUUCAAGAGGAAGGACACCUUGAACGUGCACGUGCAGGUGGUCCACGAGAGGCACAAGAAGUACCGGUGCGAGCUCUGCAGCAAGGCCUUCGUGACCCCGUCCGUGCUGCGCAGCCACAAGAAGACGCACACCGGCGAGAAGGAGAAGGUCUGCCCGUACUGCGGCCAGAAGUUCGCCAGCAGCGGCACGUUGAGGGUGCACGUCCGGAGCCACACAGGCGAGCGCCCCUACCAGUGCCCCUACUGCCAGAAGGGCUUCAGCAAGAACGACGGGCUGAAGAUGCACAUCCGGACCCACACGCGGGAGAAGCCCUACAAGUGCUCCGAGUGCAGCAAGGCCUUCAGCCAGAAGCGGGGCCUGGACGAGCACAGGAGGACGCACACCGGGGAGAAGCCCUUCCAGUGCGACGUGUGCGACCUGGCCUUCAGCCUGAAGAAGAUGCUGAUCCGGCACAAGAUGACCCACAACCCCAACCGCCCGCUGGCCGAGUGCCAGUUCUGCCACAAGAAGUUCACCAGGAACGACUACCUCAAAGUGCACAUGGACAACAUCCACGGCGAGGCGGACGGCUGAGGUGGCCCACGGGCGGCUCUCGCGUGGCCAGCGUGGUGGAGGCGGCCAGCGCCACUCACGCCUCCCGCGUCUCUCUGGCUGACCUUUGGCGUCUGGAGACACGUAUGCAAAAACAAAACAGAACAAAAUCCCGCUUUUACCGAGAAAUGGUACAAAUGCAAAACAGCCCCUUUGUAGCCUUAAGAAACACCACGCACGCCCUGUUCUGAUGCAAAUGGAAAGAGCCCGGGCGCUCCCGGCCGUCUCCGUGGUGAAGUUUAUUCGACCGCUCCCUGCGGGGCCCUUUAGCGUUACCGUUGUUUUUGCGUGUGCGCGCUUUGUGCAGAGGCUGGGCGUCCGCGACUCGGCCCCAAGGAGCUGGCGAAACCCACACUCGGCCCCCGCAGGUGGGGACAAGGGGAUAAAGCUUGCUGUCACCAGGCUUUGCGACACUGACCCAAAUCGACCCCGUUGACCCUCUCCCUCCCGCAGGUCAGUUUAAAAUAAAGGGGUAUUUAAGGUCGGAUACGCCCCCUGACGUGGUGCUCAUUUCCAGCAUCUGAGGAAGCGUG
Artibeus jamaicensis (Jamaican fruit-eating bat) is the source of this 2403-nucleotide messenger RNA. It is a transcript of the gene PRDM5, whose product is annotated as PR/SET domain 5. Gene Ontology annotation, biological process: regulation of transcription by RNA polymerase II. The transcript has 15 exons. Gene Ontology annotation, molecular function: DNA-binding transcription factor activity, RNA polymerase II-specific; RNA polymerase II cis-regulatory region sequence-specific DNA binding; protein binding. The record is from RefSeq and is a predicted model, not a curated record. Lineage: Eukaryota; Metazoa; Chordata; Mammalia; Chiroptera; Phyllostomidae. Bases 92 to 1852 code for a protein of 586 amino acids.